This is a messenger RNA of Oncorhynchus nerka (sockeye salmon), 3192 nucleotides long. It is a transcript of the gene sack1a, whose product is annotated as protein FAM83A. Lineage: Eukaryota; Metazoa; Chordata; Actinopteri; Salmoniformes; Salmonidae. The transcript has 5 exons. Gene Ontology annotation, biological process: epidermal growth factor receptor signaling pathway. The coding region runs from base 1004 to 2791 and encodes 595 amino acids. Gene Ontology annotation, molecular function: protein kinase binding. The record is from RefSeq and is a predicted model, not a curated record.
UACACACACACAGGGCGAGUAACGAUCACUUGGAUACACACACACAGGGCGAGUAACGAUCACUUGGAUACACACACACAGGGCGAGUAAUGAUCAAUUGGCUUCAAUCAGUGUAGGUGAAGGGGAGGAGUCAGGUUAAAGAAGGAUUUUUAAGCCUUGAGACAUGGAUUGUGUAUGUGUAACAUUCAGAGGGUGAAUGGGUAAGACAAAAGAUUGAAGUGCCUUUGAACGGGGUAUGGCAGUAGGUGUCAAGCGCCUCCAGUUUGAGUAUGUCAAGACCUGCAACGCUGCUGGGUUUUUUUCACACUCAACGGUUUCAACACCCAGCCAACUUGACACAACUGUGGGAAGCAUUGGCGUCAACAUGGGCCAGCAUCCCUGUGGAACGCUUUCAACUCCUUGUAGAGUCAACAUGGGCCAGCAUCCCUGUGGAACGCUUUCAACUCCUUGUAGAGUCAACAUGGGCCAGCAUCCCUGUGGAACGCUUUCAACUCCUUGUAGAGUCAACAUGGGCCAGCAUCCCUGUGGAACACUUUCGACACAGUGAGAGAAAGAGUGAUAGACUCACAUUGCAGUGACAAGUCUGAAGAAUGCAGUCAGGUGUUAUCAGCCUCCACUGAGCUGAUCAGACAGUCAUGUUCACCUCUGUCACUCAACUAGACUUCUCUCCCCCACUAAGGGAGGGAGUGCUUUAAACAGCAGGUCUCUGUCACGCUCUCACACCCAUAACAGCUCACCUGUCCCCCCCAGCACACUGCAACCCACAGGUGGAAUGUCCUCAUAGAAAUAACAAUACUAGACCGGGCAUCCCCAUUCAAGUCAAUGUAAUUCUACUUCUAUGGGUGUAGCCAACUGUACAAUUGAUUGAGGAGGGCAGGGCUCAGAAACCUCACGGCUGUUACUCCAUCCCUGUCUGUGUCUCCACUAGGGUUUUUCACUCAGUAGCAGCAGUAGGUAACGACAGGUAAUACGUGUUGAUCAGAGAGCCUUGUACAGCUUCACUAUGAACCUGCAGAGCAACGGCCUGUCUGUUCAGUGGUACCUGAAGUCCAAGCCGGUGGGAAAGGUGAGGCGGCGUGUACAGGAGAUGAAAAACCCAUCUGUGUCCCUGGUGUCGGGCGACGUUGACCUCAGCCACAACGAGAGCACCAGAUUGGCCAUGGACGCCUUGCUGAACCAGGGAUUGGACAUGUACCAGGAAGUACUGGCCGGAGAGGGCGAGGUGGACUUCCUGUCCAAGGAGGAGAAAGGUUAUAUCCUGGAGAACACUACAGACCUGAGCACCAGCAGUCUGUGUGGGACGGAGAGCAACGACCAGGCAGAGGGCUCCACCACCUCUUCCCAGACAAACACCUAUUGUCCAUCGGUGUCGGAGAGCGAGCCCCCUGGCUUGGACCAUGGCUGGCCGGCAGAGGACUGGAGCUACCGCCUGCAGGGUGAACCCAGUGUAGAGGUCUACUUCCAGUCUGAUAGAGCAGCCAGCAUGAAAGACCUGCUCAGGGAGUUCAUCAGCAAGGCCACAAUGGUUCUGGCCAUUGUAAUGGACACAUUCAGUGAUGUGGAGAUGUUCUGUGACAUCCUGGAGGCAACCAGGAAGAGGAAUGUGUCUGUCUACCUGCUCCUGGACCAUAUCAACCUGCAGGUCUUUGUCAAGAUGUGUGAGACGCUACAGAUCAACAGUAAUCACCUCACUAAAAUGUCGGUCCGUAGUAUACAAGGAGAGACGUAUUGUGCAAAGUCUGGAAGGAAACUCACUGGACAGAUCAAAGAGAAGUUCAUGAUCAUUGACUGCACUUUAGUGCUGGCUGGAUCAUACAGUUUCACCUGGCUGUCCUGGCAGGUCCACAGAAGUCUGGCUGUGCUUUUCAAGGGCAGCGCGGUCAAGCCUUUCGACCUGGAGUUCAGGAAGCUCUACGCCAGCUCCAAGCCUGUGCCAGCCUUCCUCACCGUGGCAACGGAGUUCAACCUUACCAGGCCGCUUAUCACCCAUCAAGCAGCAGCCACCUCAACCCCACUGACAAAACUUCCUUGCCCCAGUCCUGGUACCACGACCCAGAACAGAUACUUCAACAACCAGGCUAUGGAUCAACCAACCACCACAGUUGUGCCCAGAUUCAACACUCAAUCUACUGUUCAACCAACCACCACAGCCCAGCUCAGAUACUCUAGCCAAAACCCAACGGUUCAGCUAACUACAACCACCCAGCAAAGACACCCCAACACUCAGCCAACAGCACCCCCAGCCGCCCAGCAGAGACACCCCAAUACUCAGCUAACAGCACCACCAACCUCCCAGCAGAGACACCCCAACACUCAGCCACCAACCUCCCAGCAGAGACACCCCAACACUCAGCCAACAGCACCACCAACCUCCCAGCAGAGACACCCCAACACUCAGCCAACAACCUCCCAGCAGAGACACCCCAACACUCAGCCAACAGCACCACCAACCUCCCAGCAGAGACACCCCAACACUCAGCCAACAGCACCACCAACCUCCCAGCAGAGACACCACAACACUCAGCCAACAGCACCACCAACCUCCCAGUGCUUGGUGAAUCAGUCUUACUACACAGGUCCCCGGAGCCACAGGUUUGACUGGAUCACACAGAGACACACUGCAACCAGGCCUGUCCUGUUCCAGAGAACCUUCUCCAGUGAUUAUAGGACUGGAGACAACCUGACCUGGCGACCCUUUAACAGCAAUUACCUUCUUUAUGGAGGGACAACCGGCUUGUUGGACAGACACCUACUUCUCAAGACUGGCCAGUGGUUUACUGUUCCUAAAUAACUGAAAUGGCAUCAUACUGAAAUUUGACAGUACACCCUGUUUGAGGUAAAUUAUGUUAUCUCACAACUGAAAAUGGGCAAGUAACCUUCAUAGAGUAAAUGUGCCUGUUUUGCUUUGCUUGAUGCCUGGAGUACAGGAGUAGUACUUCAAUCACAUCAUUAUCUCAUAAGGAUGAUCCUUGUCUGCCUUCAGGCUGAGAGCUUUGUGUUCCAGUACAUGUUAAUUAAAUGGAGUAAAAACAACAUGUCACAGACAUGAAUCCCUCUUCCACCCAUCAACCCUGAUAGAACCACGCUGAGUGACAGCCUAGUGAUGUGUGCUACGCUUAGCCAAGGGCCGGGCCUCUUAACAGACAUACCUUCUGACAAAUCUUCUGAUCCAUACACUGUCAAGCCCGAGGU